CGUCGAACAGCACAAUGAGGUGGACUGUGCCGGCGUUGGUGCUGGCCGCAUGCAUCAUGUUGGUGCUGGGAGGCCCUCCACCAAAGGACGACGACCCCGCGCUUGCCGACAUUCGUUUUCUUCGCAACGACGCGUUGAAGCUUAAAGACAGUGGCUCGUACCGCGAAUCCGCGGACAAACUCGACCGCGCCAUUCGGGCCCUUCAAGAUCUCCAUGAGACCCGCACCGAUGCCAAGAAACGUGCAGGGGAUGCGUCACUCCUUGCUCAAACAUUGAGUGAGCUGGGAAACGUGUUGUAUGCAGACAAACAGUAUGUCCCUGCAAAGAAGGUGCUGAUGCAAGCCGUGGACCUUUCCAAGAAGAUCUUCGGCCCGUCGCAUCCCGCCUACUCGUUGGCAUUGCGCAACUUGGGUGAAGUGUACUUGGCCUUGGAACAGCACGAGGAAGCGAUCGACAGCUACAAGCAGCUCAAGUCGCACGCGGAGAAAGGUCUCGGCAAAACCCAUGAGACUGUCGUGGAGGCCGCCCGACGUAUUGGGGAGUCGUAUGAAAAGCUCGGCAAGUUCAAGAAGGCCAUCAAAGUGUACAAGAACUUGUUGGCUGAACUGGGGCUCGGCGAAAAGUACGGAUCCCUUCGAACAUGUCCUUCAGCUCCACCAAUUUGUCCAUGUAGCAUCCCCAGGGAGCGCGCGGCUGCUGCCCAUGAAGCAGGAGUUGGCGAGGUGUACCAGGGUCUUGCAAGUGGAUUAAUGAAGGCGAACAAGUUGGACGACGCGUUGACGUACGCGACGGUCGCAAGCGGCAUCUUCAAGCGACGUGACGGAGCGAAGUCAAUGCCAUACGCGUUUAGCUUGAACCUGAUGGCAGGGGUACGUGGCCAUUGAGUCGGGGUGUGCCUUCGGAAUACACCUGAGGAAACUUGGAAGGUCAACACAUAUCUCGGCCGUGAAGAUGUAGCUCUGAAAUUGCUCAAGGAAGCGCAGGCAAUUGCUGUCGCGUUGCACGGGGAGCACCAUCCUUUGGUUAGCCAAGGCGCCCACAACAUUGAAAAACUGGAACAGCGCAUUGCAAGGAAGAAAGAGGCUCGUGACGAGUUGUAAUGCACGCCCUGUGUGAGCCAUUGGUGAUGACGACGCCAUUGCGAGGGUGCAAUCAGGGCAGGCUGGCGCGAGCACGUAAUCGAAUCAACAUGAGGGCCAAGCCAGCCCAAUUCAAUCGAUGAUGUCGUUAGCUCUGGCACACUUUUCCUGGAUAGCCCAUCGUGGUCGUCACGUUCGUGUGCUUCAUUCCUUCAUCUGCAUGGUCGGCACAAC
Aphanomyces invadans is the source of this 1313-nucleotide messenger RNA. RefSeq lists its product as hypothetical. Bases 15 to 884 code for a protein of 289 amino acids. The transcript has 2 exons. NCBI's taxonomy places the organism in Eukaryota, Oomycota, Saprolegniomycetes, Saprolegniales, Verrucalvaceae. Gene Ontology annotation, molecular function: protein binding. The record is from RefSeq and is a predicted model, not a curated record.